Molecule: messenger RNA, 875 nt
Organism: Gasterosteus aculeatus aculeatus (three-spined stickleback)
Lineage: Eukaryota; Metazoa; Chordata; Actinopteri; Perciformes; Gasterosteidae
Gene: nenf
Product: neudesin neurotrophic factor
Cellular component (GO): membrane; endomembrane system; endoplasmic reticulum
Source: RefSeq, a predicted model, not a curated record
CACCAAACUCCUGCAAACAACGCUCUCGCCAUGGCAACGGCGCGAAUCUGUGUCCUGCUCGUCGUCGUCCUCUCCGCGACUUUAGCAGAAGACUUUAAACUAAAACACAAACCCUCCACGGAAGCGGUGCGGCUGUUCACCGAGGAGGAGCUGAGGAGACACGACGGAAGCGCGGAGGGACACCCCAUCUACAUGGCGGUAAAAGGGGUAGUGUUUGACGUCACCAAGGGAAAAGAGUUUUAUGGACGCGGUGCCCCGUACAACGCCCUGGCGGGUAAGGACGCCACGCGAGCCGUGGCCAAGAUGUCCCUGGACCCAGCAGACCUGACCGCCGACCCUACGGGCCUCACCGAGGAGCAGCUGGAGUCCCUUGACAGAGUCUUCGAGGAGACGUACAAAAGGAAGUAUCCCAUCGUGGGUUACACGGCGGCACGCGUCCUCUCCGACGAUGGCCGUCCCAACGCGGCCUUCAGGCCGGAGGACCAGCCUCAGUUCCAAAUCAAAGAUGAGUUUUAAUCUCAUUUGAGUGUUCAGGUCACUGCUGGAAAAGACUUUCAUGGGGAUUUAGUUUUUAAAAAUAUUUUCCCUUUACUUGAUUGGAAUCACAGCGUAAAAUGCGUACAAGACACGGACAAAACAAGAAUGGUAUAAACACUUUUAUUCAUAUGUUUAUAAGUAUUAAAAAUAUCAGAAAAUUGUCAAGUAUUUAAAACAAACUAAGUUUUUGAAGCAGGAAAUUGUCCCAUUGGAAGCUGCAGAAACAACGAUGAAGGAUUGUUCUGAUUCACUGAAUGUAGAUUGACUCGUUUCAGUACAAAUGCUGUCAUUAACUGCAUUGACCCUCUGAAUAUCAAUGAAACUCAACAAACACAGAA